UAUUCCAGCUGCAUCCAGGGUCCAGCAGGCACCCAGGGGAGGGAUGGAAAUCCAGGAGUGAACGGAAUUCCAGGUACUCCCGGAGUACCGGGCCGGGAUGGUGCAAAAGGGGAGAAGGGUGAAUGUGUGACCGAGAGGUUUGAAGAGCCGUGGAAACCCUACUACAAGCAAUGUGCCUGGAACUCUCUCAACUACGGCAUUGACCUGGGCAAAAUUACAGAGUGUACGUUCACUAAGCAGCGUGCAGACAGUGCUCUCCGUGUGCUGUUCAGCGGCUCACUCAGGCUGAAGUGUAAGACAGCUUGUUGCCAGCGCUGGUACUUCACUUUUAAUGGAGCAGAAUGCGCCGCUCCGCUGCCUAUAGAGUCCAUCAUUUACCUGGACCAG
This is a messenger RNA of Sinocyclocheilus anshuiensis, 387 nucleotides long. RefSeq names its product collagen triple helix repeat-containing protein 1-like. The record is from RefSeq and is a predicted model, not a curated record. The annotation marks the transcript as partial. NCBI's taxonomy places the organism in Eukaryota, Metazoa, Chordata, Actinopteri, Cypriniformes, Cyprinidae. The transcript is spliced from 2 exons.